AUGCCCGACGACGAGCGCCGGCGUCGACGCAAACACGACUCCGACCGCGACCGCGACCGGGAGUCCGCCAGCUCCCGCGACAAGCACCGCUCCACCCAUCAGAAGUCGACCAGUUCCAGCAAACUCCCGCUCCACAAGCGAAAGUCUGGCAGCCGUGAGCGGGACUCACUCAGACCCAAUACCGCCUCGGAGAGAUCGACCCCCUCCAGAAAGGCCUCCAUGGUCCCCGAAAUGGGCCGCCGUCCGAAUGGCGCCGAGGUGCGGCCCACCACGUCGUAUCCAACUUUCAGCAAAGCCCACAGCCGUGAAGCAGUGGGCAGCAGGGAAGAGAUGGCGAAUGCCAAGGCGGUACCAAUCACCCCCGAACCCACAGAGCUGGACAAUGAGAAGUCAGCCAAGAGGAGGAACUCUUCUCCAGCCAAGCCAGCCGCUCCCACGAGAGCGCCGCCGAGUCCCCCACUGACUGCAGACGACCCGGACAUCAGACGCUCGGGAAGCGGCAGGAGCAUGCGAGAUGCUGCAGACGAUGUCAAGGAGAGGAUGGAGAGUGGCAGAAAGAGUACGGACAUCCCUCGCGGCAACGGCGUGAGGAUGCCCAAGUCAAGCGCUAGCCUGCGCAAAGAGGCACGGCUUGGGCAGUCGGAGGUGUCGAGCAUGCCGGGCGCCUUUCCAGACGAGGAGAACAAGUCCACGCCCAACAGCAGCUACCGCAGGACAGUAUCUACAACCUCGCAGACUGCCUCUCAGCAAGGCUCUGCGCUCACGGAGGAGACGACCGACUCGGAUGCUACAUCUAUUGCGCCAGAACGGAAGGCCACGAGGAGAGUAUACCAUGUGGACGGAGCUUCGCCGCCAUCCGUCACGGACUCACAGCCGAAGACUCCCACCCAGGAAUAUGUCUCUUUCCCGCCAAACGUGCGUUCCACACCGAUCAUUGAUGUGGGUGCUGCCAAAAAGUCCACCCCUAUGUCGCUCAAUACGCCGAGAACAGCCAAGCAGAUGCCACCACCUCCUCCACCGCCGCCUCCACCCGCCGAGAACCUCAGAGAGGCACCGCGAGUCGACUACCUGCUCAAGAACGGCGGGCUGCCUUAUCCUGUUUCGAGGAGGCUGGUGCAGACAGGCCCGGGGACCCCUGUACAGCAGUACAGCGUCUACCAAUCUCCCGCUUUGACCCAGUCUGCGCCGCUCGAGGAAUACUCGAGGAUCUUUAGCACCAUUCACAAGCGCCUUGAUGACUACCUGCAGGUACUUCACAGCAAUGGAUCACUUGCCGUCGCUACCGGAUAUAAGUCUGUUGCUCGCCGACUACUCGACAAACUAUCGCAGGUGUUUGCGCGCGACAUCUCAUCACAACGAUGCGAUUGCGUAGUAUGCAAGACAACCCCUCAGCCGUUCCUGUCAGAUGAAGAAGACUCAGGCGUCAGCUGGGGUGAGAUUUUGGAAUUUGUAGCCGGUCGUCGAGACCUGCCGCAGUGGCCACCGUUCAGCAUACAGCCCGAUGAAAGUGGCCUGGGGAUCUCGGGAGCGACGCAGGCGCCCAUGCAGAAACUUGACAUUGACGUUCCCGAGGAGUACAAAGAUCAUUACAUUCGACAGAACCAGAAGACCAAGCGCGCCGUGCAGAGCUGGCUGUCGCGGCAGCCAGACUUCCCGUCAAGUCCGCCAGAGGAAGCAGAUGAGGACACGCUAAUGUUUGCGAUGAUGACAAAACUCACCGUCCAGCAGCGAAACCUUUUCAUUGCCUUGAUGCAUGGUCAGAACUUCAUCUCUGAAUCAAGAGCUCCUACGCCAGCCGAGCGGCCCACGACUUCAUCAAAUGCCCUCAGGCGAGCGAAGAAGGCUCUUCAACGAUUGUAUCGCCUGGAUAGGCCGCCGCGGGACUGCGAAGCAGCUAUGUAUCUCUUGAACAAUCCUCACCUACACGGAAUGCUCGCUACGCUCGCCGAAGUCAACGAAGCCGAGUGGGAUAUCCUUAUUUCGGGUAGAUUUGACGGCUUCCUCUGGUCUGGCGCCGAGACUUCUUUUCCACCUUCAGCCUCAGCUUUCAAUUCAGCUGCAGCAUCAUCUCGGGGGCCAUCACGGGGACCAACGCCUUUGUCUCGGAAUGGCACGCCUUUCAGCGGCUUGAGCGGCAUUCCUUCGCGGAGUACCACUCCGUUCGAGAUGGACGGGCAGCACAUGCCUUCAAUGUUUCCAUCGCGUGGGCCCACUCCAGGGCCCAAUGGUGUCGGCGUUGCCCCGCCAGCACCGGUGCAAUUGGACGAGGAUACUGAGAUCGCGGUCGCUGCCGAGCUGGAGCGCAACCUGUUCCUCGACAUGGAAAGACUGGAAGACGCAUUCGAGAUUCUACAUGGACGCGCAGAAUCGGUCCGGCAGAUGCUGCGUGAACGAUCGGCAGGCCUCUCCUCACAGGCCCAACUGCGGCGCGGCAGCGGCUUUGGUGACCCCGUUGGCGUGAGACUGGACACUCCCGCGAGCGGUGUCACCGAUUUCGACGAGGAUGACGAUGGUCUUGCAGAUCUGGCCAGUCUUGCCCCUGAUGACUCUGCUAGUCAGAUCAGUGUCAAUCGUCGCCAUCGUCACCGGCGCGAGCGAAAGACACCCGGACCGGAGGCGGUUCCCGAGGAAGACGAGACUGUCUUCGAAGAGGAGCGAGAACGAUGCAGGAGGGACAGGAAUGGACGAAGAUCAAAACACUGA
Molecule: messenger RNA, 2703 nt
Organism: Lecanosticta acicola
Lineage: Eukaryota; Fungi; Ascomycota; Dothideomycetes; Mycosphaerellales; Mycosphaerellaceae
Source: the annotation of a GenBank genome assembly